This is a messenger RNA of Temnothorax curvispinosus, 1078 nucleotides long. RefSeq lists its product as uncharacterized. The record is from RefSeq and is a predicted model, not a curated record. Bases 266 to 1078 code for a protein of 270 amino acids. The transcript has 7 exons. NCBI's taxonomy places the organism in Eukaryota, Metazoa, Arthropoda, Insecta, Hymenoptera, Formicidae.
ACCAAGUGUGGUACACGCGGUGUAUUUCGAAGAAUUACGAACGACUCGUCGGAGAUUGAUCCGGUUAGCGGUGUCGCGGGUUGUCGAACGGAUCGAGACAGACCUAAAGGUUGUGAGGAUACACGGAUACGAAAAAAUCUCUGGAAAAUCUGUUGCUUUGAAAAACCCAUUGAGGAAGGUUACGCAACACCAUUGGUACAGUUAAUUUACAAGAUCACACUUAAGGACUGUGUUGCCUUUAGGAAAUUCUUGGAAAAUAAGAAAAAUGACAAAGACAUGGACUAUUGUGAUUUUCACUGAUGAAGAUUGUGUUGAAGUAGUUCCAUCAAGUUGGAUACUAAACGACAAAUGUUAUUGGCCGACGCUUACACCUGACAAGUUGAAAGCUGCAGUAAAAAAUCACGAUGCACUUGAUACUUCUUGGCCUUCAUAUCCUAUUCGGCUUAUACGAAAUGGAACUUUUUAUGAUUAUUCAACAGCAGAAAAAAAGUGUAAACGGGCGGAAUAUUCGUCCGAUGUAAAUUCUGACAGAUCUAAACAGAAUGAAACAGAAUCUGACAGAAAUAAAAGGAAAAUAAUAAAAAAAACGUUUGGCUCUUCAUUUGAUGAGGAUAAUCUAUCAUCAUCAGACGAUAAUAAUAAAUUGCCGACUAAAUUGCCGACUCCUCCACAUUUAACGAAUGACACCAGUACUUUUAUAAGUAAAAGAAAGCCGAAACAAAAGAGUCAAGCUACUAAUAACGAUAGAAUUCGAAAUGAGAAAUUUGAAAGGAAUUUAUCGAUUGAAAAUUAUUUUAAAGAAAUCAUCCACCAACAAAAUCUUUUCAAAGCCAGCAUGUGGCAAUAUACAGAUUCACUUCACGAAUUAACCACAUCGGUUAAUCGUAUUGUUACGAAUAAGGUGACUCAAGAAGUAGAGGAAGCAACAACUUCAUUCUUCACAAUGUUUAAUUUUCCGUUAAAAGACGAGGAAGACCUAAUCCGCGUCGAUAAACACCUAAACGACGAGAAAAAUUUUAACGUUGCGAUGAAUGAACUUGCAAAAAUUGGUGAAAGGUCUGUACAAAAUUUUACUUAA